Malaclemys terrapin pileata is the source of this 2246-nucleotide messenger RNA. RefSeq names its product glycine receptor beta (gene GLRB). The transcript has 10 exons. Gene Ontology annotation, cellular component: neuron projection; synapse; postsynaptic membrane. Gene Ontology annotation, biological process: regulation of membrane potential; signal transduction; chemical synaptic transmission. The record is from RefSeq and is a predicted model, not a curated record. Gene Ontology annotation, molecular function: neurotransmitter receptor activity; extracellularly glycine-gated chloride channel activity; transmembrane signaling receptor activity. Lineage: Eukaryota; Metazoa; Chordata; Testudines; Emydidae. The coding region runs from base 196 to 1689 and encodes 497 amino acids.
AUGCAGGGUUCAUUUUGCUACGGCUGCUGGAGGAGCUGCUGGGUCCGUCGCGGCUCUGCUAUGGCGCGCUGCAGGUUCCCGAGCCACCUCCGGCUCUAGGAAAAGGGUGGGGGAAUCGGGGGCUGCGGCGUCCUGCGCUCCGGCUGUGUGGGGCGCCGCGUGAUCAGCUGUACUUCUGAGACUUAUGCCCUCAAGAUGAAGUUCUUACUGGCAGUUCUCUUUUUUGUUUUGUUGUCGUUAUGGGUUGAAGAAGCCUAUUCUAAAGAGAAAUCUUCAAAGAAAGGAAAGGGGAAAAAGAAGCAAUAUCUCUGCCCAUCCCAGCAAUCAGCUGAAGAUCUUGCAAGAGUACCUGUUAAUUCUACCAGCAAUAUCUUGAAUAGGCUGUUGCUCACUUAUGAUCCCAGGAUAAGGCCAAAUUUCAAAGGAAUUCCAGUCGAUGUAACAGUCAACAUUUUCAUUAACAGCUUUGGAUCAAUCCAAGAGACAACGAUGGAUUACAGAGUUAACAUCUUCCUAAGACAAAAGUGGAAUGACCCCAGACUUAAAUUGCCCAAUGACUGGAGGGGUUCAGAUACACUGACAGUGGAUCCUACAAUGUUUAAAUGUCUGUGGAAACCAGACUUGUUCUUUGCAAAUGAAAAGAACGCCAACUUCCAUGAUGUCACUCAAGAAAAUAUUCUUCUAUUUAUAUUUCGGGAUGGAGAUGUUCUAGUCAGUAUGAGAUUAUCCGUUACUCUGUCAUGCCCUUUGGACUUGACCUUGUUUCCUAUGGAUACACAGCGUUGCAAGAUGCAAUUGGAGAGCUUUGGUUACACAACUGAUGAUUUACGAUUUAUCUGGCAAUCUGGAGAUCCUGUUCAGUUAGAAAAAAUUGCUUUGCCCCAGUUUGACAUUAAAGAAGAGGAUAUUGAAUAUGGUAACUGUACCAAAUAUUAUAAAGGCACAGGUUAUUACACUUGUGUAGAAGUAAUCUUCACUUUAAGAAGACAAGUUGGAUUUUACAUGAUGGGUGUUUAUGCUCCUACACUGCUUAUUGUUGUUCUGUCAUGGCUGUCAUUUUGGAUCAAUCCUGAUGCAAGUGCUGCAAGAGUGCCACUGGGUAUCUUCUCGGUGCUCAGCUUGGCAUCUGAAUGUAUGACUCUUGCUGCUGAACUUCCCAAAGUGUCUUAUGUGAAGGCCUUAGAUGUCUGGCUGAUUGUUUGUCUUCUUUUUGGGUUUGCUUCACUGGUUGAAUAUGCAGUGGUUCAGGUAAUGCUGAACAACCCAAAGAGAAUUGAAGCUGAAAAAGCAAAAAUUGCCAAGGCAGAUCAAGCAGAAGGGAAAGGAGGCAAUGUAGCCAAAAAGAACACGGUAAAUGGUACAGGGACCCCUGUGCACAUCAGCACUUUACAGGUUGGCGAGACCAGAUGCAAAAAAGUUUGCACCUCAAAAUCUGAUCUGAGAUCCAAUGAUUUCAGCAUCGUUGGAAGCUUGCCGAGAGAUUUUGAAUUAUCAAACUACGACUGUUAUGGAAAGCCCAUUGAAGUCAACAGUGGGCUCGGGAAAUCUCAAGCAAAGAACAACAAGAAGCCACCUCCUUCCAAGCCUGUCAUUCCAUCAGCAGCAAAGCGAAUUGAUCUUUAUGCAAGAGCUUUGUUUCCUUUCUGCUUCUUGUUCUUCAAUGUCAUAUACUGGUCCAUAUAUUUAUGAUAAAUCUUUUAUUUUUUCAUUUGUGUAAAAUAUAUCUCAUUUCAUUAUUCCCUUCCCCAGUCACGAAGGCCAGUCUAUGAAAUUAUUUUGCAUUUGCAAAGCAAUAUAUUGCAUUUGAGAUGCCAUGCGAUUGUAAUGAAAAUAUGGCAUAUUUUUGAAUGAAAGCAUGACACUGCAAUGUCUGUGCUGAAACCAACUGUUGUAUAUAAAUGUACAGCAUACAUCCUGCUUUAGGAAUAUAUGAAGAAUGAUGCAUACCACAUUAUUAAAGCAAAAUAAUUAUCUUCAGUUAUUAACAUACAGAUUUAAAGUGUUUCUGAUAAUGAAACUAAUGUGCAUGUUGAGUAUUAAGAUCAAUAUUCUAGUACAUGUAGUAUUUAACAACUCUUCUUAUGACUUUCAGAGAAAAAAAUCUGUUCUUGUAUAAUUUUAAAUGGCACUGUUAAAGAAAAAGCUAAGUUGUAAUUAAUAUUCUUUAGACUUUGUAAGUAAGUGGAGAAAGUAUUGACUAAGCUGAUCUUGUCUAUGGGAAAAAAUAAAGAUCAGAGAAUAACUAA